AUGCACGCACCCUUUUGGAAUAUGAUUGAAAUGCAAGAUGGGUUAAGAUGUGUUGGCAUCCCCCACCUAUCUAUCCAACAUUAUGUCAUUGUUGAAUAUGAUUGUUUGGAGGGAACCCAUUGUGGCUCUCCAAUUGACCAAUUUCGUGAAUUGGUGCAAGAUGUUGACAGACUGAGACACGAGUUUUACCAUUGCACCUUUGUCCAUGUUUGGAGGGAUUCAGAUGAAGUUAUUGACGCACUUUGCAAAGCAUGUUUUACCUUUACAGAAUAUUAUACGAGCAUUGUUCAAAGCAAGAAGAGUGACCAAGUGUUAUUGCAAGACCUAUAUCCAGGUUCUUUGAAUCAGAUUGACACAAGACAUUCAAAUUAUUCUGUUGUGAAACUCAAAUCAAAGUUUCAGAAGCUUUGUGAAGAGGAGGAUGGAGCUGUUACAGGAAUCGUGGUAUUCCUUCACGGGGUCCAUUUCUUUUUCCACGCUCUUACCCAACGCAUUGCUCUCCCUUCUCUGUCUCCCAGGUACUCUCUCUCCAAUUUUCUUGGGGUUCUUUGGGUGGUAGCGUUCAUCGAUUUUGAGGACAGCGACAUGAUUUAUCAUGCAUGUGCAGGUAAAGUUCGUCCUCAUCCACCAGAUAUUAUUACGUUGUCAUUACUUGCACUUUCCGUUCCGGGCCUUGGUCAUAGGAAAGCAAAAGGUGAGGCGGUAAACAAGCAUAAGCUUAUUAUGAUAACAGAUUCAAAAGAAUCUACAACUAUACAAUUGGAUAAUGUGAUUUAA
This is a messenger RNA of Sphenostylis stenocarpa, 777 nucleotides long. Lineage: Eukaryota; Viridiplantae; Streptophyta; Magnoliopsida; Fabales; Fabaceae. The record is from the annotation of a GenBank genome assembly.